Messenger RNA from Melopsittacus undulatus (budgerigar), 1062 nucleotides. It is a transcript of the gene TMEM14A, whose product is annotated as transmembrane protein 14A. The coding region runs from base 176 to 481 and encodes 101 amino acids. Gene Ontology annotation, biological process: regulation of heme biosynthetic process. The record is from RefSeq and is a predicted model, not a curated record. The transcript has 5 exons. Lineage: Eukaryota; Metazoa; Chordata; Aves; Psittaciformes; Psittaculidae. Gene Ontology annotation, cellular component: mitochondrial membrane.
GGCCCUCCUUCCUCCUUAACGGAGGACCAGCAACCGCAGAAGGGGCGGUGAAGCAGCCGCCGUUGGCUCGGCAGCACCGCGGUGCCGGCCCCGCGAUGCCUAAUGGUGCCUGACGGCCAGGGAGGCGGGGCCGGAGGAGGUCGGAGAACGGCUCUGCGGGACGAGAGUUGGGACCAUGGCUAUUGACUGGAUUGGUUUUGCAUAUGCUGCAUUGCUGGCUGUUGGAGGUGUUGUAGCAUACACUCGUAAAGGUAGUAAAAUCUCUUUAGCUGCUGGUCUCACCUUUGGUUCUGUGGCUGGUUAUGGAGCUUACUGCAUAACACGUGAUCCGAGAAAUGUGAAGAUAUCAUUGUUUUCAUCUUUUCUUUUGACCAUUAUAAUGGGAAUGAGGUUCAAGAGGUCCAAGAAAUUAAUGCCAGCCGGACUAGUAGCAUGCCUGAGCCUUCUGAUGAUAUUGAGGCUUGUUUUGAUGCUGCUCUAGGGCAAUUUGGCAGCAUCAGAACUGAAGUACGAUUGCCACACCCACUGAACAAACAGGCAAGCUCUUCAUACUUGAAAGACAAGUUUGAACACAAGUCUUAAUUACAUUGCAUUUAUCUUUUCUGUAGAAGGUCUGUACCUGUUAUUUGAUUAUUGACAUUUGCUGAUAUUUUGCAAGCUUUUUAUUAAACUAAAACAGGUGGCUUGUUGAUAAUAGAUUUUGAUCUACUUCUGUUUAAGCACUCUGUUAACUCAAGGGAUCUUUCUCUGUAAGUCUUAUCUCUUUAGGGGUGCUGGGCACCCCAAGAAAUUGAGUUAGUCUUGUACUAUAUCUCUGAGAGAAGGAUAUAUAUAAAUACAUGUUUUGCUAAAAAGGUAUAUUGUAUUGAACCAUAAUUUUUUAGCUUCUGAGAUUAAUUAAUUAAUUCUAAUUGCACUGUCAAUUACUAAUCAGUACAGGCUUGGGCCUGUGCUAUGUUGCACUGGAAAACCCACCUUCCUUUCAAACACAGUUUCUUACCCUACUGUUUCUAAAUGUAAAAACUAUUAUCAGUAUUCAAAUAAAAUGCAAAAUCCUUGAAA